Humulus lupulus (European hop) is the source of this 2999-nucleotide messenger RNA. Its product is annotated as auxin response factor 18. The record is from RefSeq and is a predicted model, not a curated record. The transcript is spliced from 14 exons. Gene Ontology annotation, cellular component: nucleus. NCBI's taxonomy places the organism in Eukaryota, Viridiplantae, Streptophyta, Magnoliopsida, Rosales, Cannabaceae. The coding region runs from base 681 to 2762 and encodes 693 amino acids. Gene Ontology annotation, molecular function: protein binding; DNA binding. Gene Ontology annotation, biological process: response to hormone; regulation of DNA-templated transcription.
GCCACUGAAUUAGUGUUUCUAAUGUACCAAAAAAAAACCUAGAGAGAGAAGGAGAAAGAGAAAGAAAGAGAUUAUAGUAUAUGACUCACAGAAAGCCAUUUUUGGGGAUUUGGUAACGUCGAUUCAAGGUACUUAACAAGAUAGACAGACCACAACCGCAGCAGACGACACCCGGAAAAAAAGAAAAAAAAGAAAGAAAGAUAACAACUUUGGCUGUGAAAAUACAUAUAAGACCACCUAGUGGGUGUGGGUGAGGGUGAGGGUGUAGCUUCAGAAAUGGCGGUUUUGGUUUUUCGUAACUGAAGCGGUGGAAAGAGACAGACCCAGAUAGCAGAACUGCACAACAAGCCAUUAAAAUAUCACAGUCGUUACAGAGAGCCAAAGGAAAAAGAAAAAAGAGAGAUAAUUGUACGACUUCUGAUAAUUAUGAGGGUGCUAGCAUAACCGUCCUGUCUGUUUAGCUCUUUAUUUCUUGGGACUCUUCGUCUUCUUCUUCUUUUAUUCUUCUCUUCAUCUGGGUCUUCCUUGUUCUCAAAUGGGGUAGCUUAUUAUACGUUAUAGUGCGUAAAGAAGAGGCCAUUUUUCUGCUCGCGCCUUUUGCUUUCCUGGUGUUUUUUUUUUCGUACCCUUUUCCGGGCUCUGGUACGACACAUCGUUUUUCGGGGGGGUUUGGGCUCUGAAUGGCUCAUCUUGAAGAUGGCUCGUCGGUUUCUCGGGUUGAAACAGGUCCGGAAAACAGUAUUCUGUUUAACGAGCUAUGGAACGCCUGUGCCGGACCUCUGGUGGAGGUUCCUCGGCCAGGAGAGAGAGUUUUCUAUUUUCCUCAAGGACACAUGGAACAGUUGGAAGCAUCCACAAAUCAGGAAGUGAAUCAUCAACUCCCGCUUUUUAAUCUUCCCUCCAAGAUCUUUUGUAGCGUGCUUAAUAUUGAAUAUCUGGCAGAACAAGAAACCGAUGAAGUUUAUGCUCGGAUCACUUUGGUGCCAGAAGACGAUCAAACCGAACCAACGAGUCCUGAUCCAUGCUUAGAUGAGCCUGUACGGCCGAAUGUUCAUUCAUUCUGCAAGAUUUUGACGGCCUCUGAUACUAGUACUCAUGGUGGCUUCUCAGUUCUUCGAAAACACGCCACUGAAUGCUUGCCUCCUCUGGACAUGACACAAGCAACCCCAACUCAAGAGUUGGCUGCUAAAGAUCUUCAUGGCUACGAGUGGAAAUUCAAACAUAUAUUUAGAGGCCAACCGAGAAGGCAUUUGCUUACCACAGGAUGGAGUACAUUUGUUACUUCCAAGAGAUUGGUUGCAGGCGAUGCUUUCGUGUUUUUGAGGGGUGAUAACGGAGAACUGCGAGUUGGUGUUAGGCGUCUUGCUUGUCAACAGAGUCUCAUGCCAUCAUCUGUGAUUUCAAGUCACAGUAUGCAUCUUGGUGUGCUUGCUACUGCUUCUCAUGCUUUUAAUACCCGAACUCUCUUUGUCGUCUACUAUAAGCCAAGGACUAGUCAAUUCAUUAUUGGCUUGAACAAAUAUCUUGAUGCUAUGAACAAUAAACUUACUGUUGGGAUGCGCUUUAAGAUGAGGUUCGAGGGUGAAGACUCACCUGAGAGAAGGUUCACGGGCACUAUAGUUGGGGUUGGAGAUGUCUCUUCACAAUGGACAGAUUCAACGUGGCGGUCUUUGAAGAUUCAAUGGGAUGAACAUGCCACCAUUCCAAGGCCAGAGAGGGUUUCUCCCUGGGAGAUAGAGCCUUUUGUAGCUUCUUCUGCCUCUCUAAACCUACCUCAACCAGCAGCAAAGAACAAGAGGCCCCGACCUGUUGACAUUCCUCGAUCUGAAAUUACUACCAAUUCAGCUGCUUCGGCUUUCUGGUAUCAAGGAUCAACACAGUCCCCGGAAUUGACACAAUUAGGUAGUGCUGCUGAAGUCCAAAGCUCUGAUAGUCAGGCUGUGUGGCCUUUGAUGCAUAAAGAUACAAGUAAAGGAAACUAUUAUGGCUCAAUGGUUCGCUUCGAAGGUAUCUGGCCUUCUCCUCAUGUGGAUAUAUCUUUAAAUCUUUUCUCGGACUCUACUGGAGACACCAAAACUGUUUCUGCAAGGUCUGUUCUGUCUAGUUGUGCCUCCACUAUCUCAUCUAGGGUAUCCAACCAGUCCGAAAAAGCAGCAAAGUUUGAUGCUUCUGUAGGUUGUAGGUUGUUUGGGAUUAAUUUGACAUGCAAUUCUCCCAUUCCAUCUCACCUUGAGAAAGAGUCACCUAGUUUGGUUGCGGUGUCCUCUAGCGACAAAGGAUUCGCUCCAGCUGCUGUCUCUGAAGCUGAUAAGGUUCACAAUCAAGUGAUAACAAAUCUCUCAAAGGAUCAGAAAGUAAUAUCCGAGUUGCCCCAGAAGGACACACAAAGCAAACAUAGUUCACUUUCUUCAAGAUCUCGUACUAAGAAGGUGCAAAUGCAAGGCGUUGCCGUUGGUCGCGCCAUCGACUUAACCACAUUGAGUGGUUACGAUGAUCUUAUAGAUGAGCUGGAGAAAAUGUUUGAAAUCAAAGGAGAGCUUCGCCCUCCAAGCAAAUGGGCAGUUGUGUUUACUGAUGACGAAAAUGACAUGAUGCUUGUGGGCGACGAUUUAUGGAUAGACUUCUGUAAGAUGGUGAAAAAGAUCUUCAUAUAUUCAAGUGAGGAAGUGAAGAAGAUGAGUAACCUUAAGCUGCGUGGAUCAUCGAUCGAGGGUGAAGGGACUACUGCAAGCUUGGAUUCUGAUCAUAGAGCUGAGACAUGAUGAUAGAAGCUAUUUUGGUUUUUAUAGUCCUUUAUUUCUCUUAUUGUUUUUGGGGGGUUAGUUUUGCUUUCUUGAAGCUGGGUUCUAAUGUGAAGGUUAGCUUAGCUGUAAGUCCUAUGUUGAAAAGUAGAGCAACUACUUGAAAAUCCGGGGUUCUGUGAAUACUCUUUCGUGAAGUGUGUUUUGCUUACAUAAAUCAGUUUACAUACUUAUAUCAAUAGAUAUCAUGUUUGCAUA